CUUGCGUGAGGGAUGAGGCUGUGCACAGGGACACCAGGCCAGAGCUGCGGCCUACUUCUCACAAGAGCCGGUCUCUCGACUGCAAGAUCUGUGAACACAUUGCCACCAUCAAAUCAGCAUCUUUGGGCAUCAGGUAGAUCCAGGAGCAUGAGCAGGACUUUGAGCUGCGGGAGCAGAUGUCUGGGUAUAAGCGCAUGCGGCGACAGCACCAGAAGCAGCUGAUCGCCCUGGAGAACAGGCUAAAGGCCGAGAUGGAUGAGCAUAGGCUCCGGCUGCAGAAGGAAUUAGAGACACAUGCGAACAACACUUACAUUGAGCUGGAAAGACUGGCCAAACGCCAUGCUGCUCAAACAGACAAAGAGAUGAAGUCAGUCGCAGCAGAAGAGAGGCGGAUCCAGCAACAGAUUGUUGCUCAGCAAAAGAAAGAGCUGACUUCUUUCUUAGAGAACCAGAAAAAGGAAUACAGGCUUUGCAAAGAGAAGAUCAAGGAUGAGAUGAAUGAGGACCCUUGUACACCCAAGGAGGAAAAACAGGAGCGUCUGUCGAGGCACAAAGAAACAAUGCAGCGCUCUCAGGCUGAGGAGGAAGCUCAUCUUCUGGCCCAGCAGAGACUGGUCUAUGACCGGAGCUGUAGGGCCCUGAAACGCCGGAGUCUGGUCAGGAGGCAUGAGUUUGAGCAGGAGCAACUAAGAGAGGAACUGAACAAGAAGAGGACCCAGAAGGAGAUGGAACACGCCCUGAUGAUCCGGCAGGACGAAUCCACCCAAGACAUGGAGCGCCGUCAACUCCAGAUGCUCCAGAAGCUUCGUGUCGAACUCAUCCGGCUACAGCACCAGACUGAGCUCGAAAACCAGGAGGAAUACAACGGCCGGCGGCAGAGAGAACUGCACAGGAAACACAGUCUGGAGCAGCGGCAGCAGCCCAGAAACCUCAAGACGCUGGAGAUGCAGAUCAAAAAACAGUUCCAGGACACUUGCAAGGUGCAGAACAAGCAGUACAAAGCUCUUAGGAACCACCAACUGGAGGUUUCCCCCAAAGGUGACCACAAAACCAUCCUGAAGGGCCUGAAAGAGGAGCAGACACGCAAACUGGCUGUUUUGGCCGAGCAGUACGAACAGAGCAUCAACGAGAUGAUGGCUUCACAGGCGAUGCGACUAGAAGCUGAGCAGGAAACGGAGUGCCAAGCUCUGAAGCAGCAGCUGAAGCAAGAGAUGGAGCUUCUGGACGCCUACCAGAGAAAAACCAAGUCACAGAUGGAGACCCAACAUGAGCGAGAGCAGCAGAAACUUGAGCAGAAGGUCUCCAUACGGAGAGCGCACCUUGAACAGAAGAUUGAGGAGGAACUGGCCGCACUUCAGAAGGAACGUACCGAAAGGAUCAAGCACUUGCUGGAACGUCAGGACAGAGAAAGUAAUGCUUUUGACACAGAAAGUAGAAGCCUCGGCUUUGGAAGCCUGGGAUCUCUGGACUUCCCCAAAGAAGACAACAGAUGAAAGUGGAUUUAUCUUUAGAGGACAACAUAUCCGUGCCCUUUUCACGUCCACUUGACCGUUUGUCACGUCCACGGUGACCAAACUGGAUAACUUUCUCUACUCCUUUUCUUCUCUCUUAGAUAUUGCAUCUUCGAAUCGAGGUGUUACGUGCAAUGAGAGCUUCUUUUGUGAAACUUGAAGGGGGAAAGUAAAGCAAAAGAAUCUACAACAACAAACAACAUGUCAAUAAAAAUCCAACCUAGUCAGUGUAACUUCAAAACCUAUGUGUUCAAAGUAAGAAGACUCUUUCCUCCAUGCCAUUUCCUCCUUUUGGUAUGAAUUGAAUAAAUCAGGAAAUUUUAGUAAAAUGGGCACUUUGAUAUGUUUAAGUAGAACCCCAUCAUGUUCAUAUGAUGCUUAAUGUGUGUGUUACAUGGAGGGACAUUGUGGAAUGUGAGCUGCGGACUCCCCCGUGGUGUUAAGCUGCUUUGUCUUUUUAAUUAUUUCUUUUAUUCAGUUUUAUUUGAUUUCAUUUACUUUUAUUUUAAUCUCUGAAUGUGAAUAUUACUGUAUGGGGUCACUGGAUAGUCAGAGUUUAUCCAUUUUUUAAGUUUUUCUUUUAAAAUCAUUCAGUCAUACUUCCAUAUUGUGCUUAUGCAUACAGUAUACUGUGGUCCCUCACUUUUUCUAGGCAACCGUUCUUAUCUUUUCUUUCAUUUGAUAUGUAGAAUCAAUUGGCAUUAGCUUGAUCAACCCGUUUUUAUCUUAUCACAAUUCAAGAUCCCACUUGGUAAAACUGCUUAUUAUUGCAUGCACUUUAAGGACAAAUUCAGGUUGUGAAGUGAAGCAUGAAUCUGUCAGAGAUUUUAGCUGUUUGUAAAUAAAAGUGGUCAUAGCGUUUUUUUGUUUUAAGCCUAUGGAUACUGGACAUAAGCGCCAUAUUUGAUAUGAUAAUUUCACAAAUGCCUUUCUUUAAGUUGUGCCUGAAGCAGAUUUUAGUUACGUGUUUGUUAUAUCUAUAUUUUACUUACUGAAGGCCGGCACCAUUAUGUUUUUGGGUUCAUCUAAACUUGUGUGAAUCAUUUAAUGUUCACUAAUCAAAGUUCUUGUAAAGGAAAAUGGUGAGAAUUGUGCUGUAUAAUUUUUGAUAUGAAUAUUUGUACAUGAGAACAUAGCUAGAAUAUACAGAGACACUGGUCUAUUACUGAUUACAGAGCUUAAUGAUAAAGAUUUUUGUUUCUUUUUCUUUUUGUUUUAUAAUAUAGAGAAAUGGUCAUACAAUAGCUCAAUAUAUUGCUAAGUCGAACCACUAGACUGUCAGAUUGUAUAAAUGCUGGUGAAUGGAACCACAGAGUUCUUAUAAUACCUUUUGCAGAUCAGCGGUCCUACAAAAGCAAACGUACCAACACGUGGGUCCGGAUUGCAUUUGAGUAAUUAGUGUCUAAUGAUAAGAUUUACAUAUUUUUCGCCAUGUUCAUUAUGGUCAUUGAACAGGUUGCACAAUUAUUCCAUUUGUACCGAAUGGAACGAUAAUUGUUUGGUGCUUAAUUUCUAAUACCACCUUUAGCCUUGUAGUUUUUUGUCUUGGAGAGAUGAUUGAUUUUUACAAAAUGUGAGCAUUUUGAAAACCCCCUCUGAGUCAAAACACUACUAAGUUUUUCUCAUGACAUAUUUAGAGUGCCCCAUGCAGUGAAACCCUCUAAAAAAUGAAGUAUAUGUAUGAAAAAAUAAAUACUAUUUUAUCAUG
This is a messenger RNA of Acanthochromis polyacanthus (spiny chromis), 3219 nucleotides long. It is a transcript of the gene taok3b, whose product is annotated as TAO kinase 3b. NCBI's taxonomy places the organism in Eukaryota, Metazoa, Chordata, Actinopteri, Pomacentridae. The transcript is spliced from 8 exons. The coding region runs from base 177 to 1493 and encodes 438 amino acids. Gene Ontology annotation, biological process: execution phase of apoptosis. The record is from RefSeq and is a predicted model, not a curated record.